AUGAUAGAUCACUGUCCCAUUUUGAUACAGGAAGAUGGUAGGGAUUGGGGACCAAAGCCUUUUAAAUUUAUCAAUGCCUGGUUAUCUCAUCCAUCCUUCAUAUCAGAGGUAAAGAAAAGGUGGGAGGAAGCUCAAGUUCAAGGGUGGGCAGGGUUUAGAGUGAUAAGAAAACUAAACCUGCUUAGGAGCCACUUAAGGAUGUGGAACAAGGUUGUGUUUGGUAAUAUUGAUACUCAAUUACAGAAGGCUGAGGAGGAGCUUCAUGAAUGGGACUUGAAGGCAGAGUCUAGAUCUCUAGAGGAAGUGGAACUGAUGAGAAGAAGAAAAGUAAGGAGCCAGGUGUGGCAGCUGGGUAGAAGCAAGGAGAGGCUAUGGCACCAAAAGUCUAGGCAGAUGUGGGCUCAGUCUGGUGAUAAAAACACUAGGUACUUUCACAUUAUGGCUAGCAGAAGGCAGAGGAAGAAUUUGCUUGACUCUGUUGUAGUGGAGGGAAGGAGAGUGGAGGAUCCAGUUCAGGUCAAGCAGGAAGUGGUUAGGCAUUUCAGUCAACUAUUCUCUGAGGAUUGGAAGCUAAGGCCAAAACUUCUUGGCCCUUUUGCUGUUAUUAGCCCUGCGGAUGUUGGUAGUUUGGAAGCUGCUUUCACAGAAGAUGAGGUUUGGGAAGCUGUGUAG
Molecule: messenger RNA, 672 nt
Organism: Camellia sinensis
Lineage: Eukaryota; Viridiplantae; Streptophyta; Magnoliopsida; Ericales; Theaceae
Source: RefSeq, a predicted model, not a curated record